Labrus mixtus (cuckoo wrasse) is the source of this 3232-nucleotide messenger RNA. It is a transcript of the gene fyna, whose product is annotated as FYN proto-oncogene, Src family tyrosine kinase a. The record is from RefSeq and is a predicted model, not a curated record. The transcript has 12 exons. The coding region runs from base 187 to 1800 and encodes 537 amino acids. Gene Ontology annotation, molecular function: non-membrane spanning protein tyrosine kinase activity; ATP binding; signaling receptor binding. Gene Ontology annotation, cellular component: extrinsic component of cytoplasmic side of plasma membrane. Gene Ontology annotation, biological process: cell differentiation; protein phosphorylation; cell surface receptor protein tyrosine kinase signaling pathway. Lineage: Eukaryota; Metazoa; Chordata; Actinopteri; Labriformes; Labridae.
CGCACGACGGCGACAGGAGCUCCUGAAUCGGCAGGGACUCGGAAUCCCACCGCUUAUUCUCCCCCCUCGAUGCGAGGAGAGAAAAACAGUCACAGAGAGUAGAAAAACCAUCGGCGACCCCACCUCACGAAAAGCCCCCUCUGGAAACUCCGAUGGAUUAGUCUGAUUUCUCUCCGAAAGUAGAGAAUGGGCUGUGUCCAAUGUAAGGAUAAAGAAGCAGCUAAACUCACUGACGAGCGGGAGACCAGCAUCUCACACAACUCGGGGUACCGCUAUGGCUCCGACCCCACGCCGCAGCACUACCCCAGCUUCGGGGUCACCACCAUCCCCAACUACAACAACUUCCACAGCGCGGCCUCCCAGGGGGUCACCGUGUUCGGGGGAGUCCACACGUCCUCGCAGUCCGGGACGCUUCGCUCUCGGGGUGGAACAGGAGUGACUCUGUUCGUCGCUCUGUACGACUACGAAGCCAGGACCGAAGAUGACCUCAGCUUCAGAAAGGGGGAGAGGUUCCAGAUCCUCAACAGCACCGAGGGCGACUGGUGGGAGGCUCGUUCUCUCACUACAGGUGGAACUGGUUACAUUCCCAGCAAUUACGUCGCUCCGGUGGACUCCAUCCAAGCUGAGGACUGGUAUUUCGGUAAAUUAGGUCGAAAGGACGCAGAGAGGCAGCUUCUUUCCAACGGCAACGCACGAGGCACUUUCCUCAUCCGUGAGAGUGAAACAACCAAAGGGGCCUACUCCCUCUCCAUCCAGGAUUGGGAUGACAUCAAGGGAGACCACGUUAAACAUUACAAGAUUCGCAAGCUGGACAGCGGAGGCUACUACAUCACCACCAGGGCCCAGUUUGAGACGCUCCAGCAGCUGGUGCAGCACUACUCCGCCCGGGCUGCAGGGCUGUGCUGCCGCCUCAUCGUGCCGUGCCACAAAGGCAUGCCCCGCCUGACUGACCUGUCCGUCAAAACCAAAGACGUGUGGGAGAUCCCCCGAGAAUCGCUGCAGCUCAUCAAACGUCUCGGCAACGGCCAGUUUGGAGAAGUCUGGAUGGGCACGUGGAACGGCACCACCAAGGUGGCGGUGAAGACUCUGAAGCCGGGCACCAUGUCACCCGAGUCGUUCCUGGAGGAGGCUCAGAUCAUGAAGAAGCUCCGGCACGACAAGCUGGUGCAGCUGUACGCGGUGGUGUCAGAAGAACCCAUCUAUAUCGUCACCGAGUACAUGUGCAAAGGGAGUUUGCUUGAUUUCCUGAAAGACGGAGAAGGACGAAGCCUCAAGCUGCCAAAUCUGGUGGACAUGGCAGCUCAGGUGGCAGCGGGCAUGGCAUACAUCGAGCGGAUGAACUACAUCCACAGAGACCUCCGCUCUGCAAACAUCCUGGUCGGGGAAGGCUUGGUGUGCAAGAUCGCUGACUUCGGUCUGGCCAGGCUCAUCGAAGACAAUGAAUACACAGCGAGACAAGGUGCAAAGUUUCCUAUAAAGUGGACGGCUCCUGAGGCGGCUCUCUACGGAAAAUUCACCAUCAAGUCGGAUGUGUGGUCGUUUGGCAUCCUGCUGACGGAGCUGGUGACAAAGGGCAGAGUGCCAUAUCCAGGCAUGAACAACCGCGAGGUGCUGGAGCAGGUGGAGCGGGGUUACCGGAUGCCGUGCCCGCAGGACUGCCCCCCGUCGCUGCACGAGCUGAUGGUGCAGUGCUGGAAGAAGGACCCGGAGGAGAGGCCCACCUUUGAGUACCUGCAGGCCUUUUUGGAGGACUACUUCACUGCCACAGAGCCUCAGUACCAGCCGGGGGACAACCUCUGAGCACCGCUGCCUUCAUCUCAUGCCAUUUCACCAGCUCUCCACCAGGGGGAGCCAGACUUCCACCUUCUCUCUCUCUCUCUCUCUCUCUCUCUCUCUCAUCCUGUCGCUGUAACGAUCUUUAAAGCUCAUUGACUUGACUUCUUGAUUUCCAAACUUCAUACAAACGGAGACAGCUGCCUCUCUGGAAGGAAUCUCAUCAAAUGAAAGGAUGUUUUUUGAGGCGGGAGGGGGCGCUGAGAUGACUGAAGACUUAAAAAGGAAAAAAAAAAAAAAAAGACUGCCAUGGAUGAACCAGACAAGUCAUGUUGUUUAACUUGUAUGUAGUGUAAAUAUAAAUUGCUUGUUACUUAUCUUUUUUUUUUUUGUUUCCUUUAUAUUACUUUUGAUAUUUUGGAAAUGUGUGGAUUUUUGUUUUUUAAUCCAAGGUCAAAGUUAUUUCAGAUUUCUGGCUCGUAGAAAAGCGUGCGUGCGGCUCACAGUUAGUAACAGAUGGGGACAAAAUAACUGUAGGAAUGGUUAGAAGCGGUGGACUGAAGUAUCUCAAGGAGUUUUUCUGGAUGUUCAGUCCACUGGCCUUUUUUUACGAGGUUAAUAUAACAAUACUACUCUCCUCUUCUCAAGGAACUUAGAUGUACUUUAACACCUGUUCUUGCCUUUUCUUGUUUAGUAAUAUUCUUAUAAUGUAAAGGAAUGCCUUCAUGCUUUCUACACACUAACCUAGUGAAUCAUGGACUCUUCCAGCCCAACUUAUAUGCCAUCUGCACUAAUAUUAAGUGCAGUCAUCGCAUUUUUAGCUUCAGCCAAUGAGUUUUUAGAUCGGCUUAAAGUAACUUUUAGUUCGGCUUUUUUUUUUUUUUUUUGUAGUUGGAAAGGAGGCAGAUGUCCUCUCCCGCUGCUGUCACUGUUCGGCUGACUGCUUAUUAUACAGGCAAUAUUUUAAAAUGUAUGUUGCAUAAUUGUAUGGCAGCAGGCUGUGUAAGAAUUCUGCAUCGUCCUUUUUGCUUCAAACAAAAACACAAACUGCCACUCACAUUGUCCCUCCAUAAUGUGUAUCUGGAAAAGAACGAGACCAAACGUGUUUUAUUUUCUUUUGUGGUAUGUUCGCUUAAGUUUGGUCAGUCUUGUGUGUCGUUUUUUUUUUUUUAAAUCACAUGAAUAUUUCUUUCUCCUGCAGCUCUGGGUGACAUGUCUCUCCCUCAAGUGUCAAACUUCUCUCUGUGUGUGAGAAGGUGCAUUUUUUUUUUUUUUUCUUCCGUUUCUCUGUGUUUUCAAGUUGCUUUCUUAAAAGUGAGCAGAAAUGUUGUCUUUGCAUCACUUUUGUGUCGUCCCACUUCUGUAGAUAUACAGAAAAUGUUUCUGGUCUCUGCAUUAUUUAUUGUCUCUGUCUGUUACUUGUACACAACUGGUUUUGAAAUAAACAAUCUUGCCAUCA